AUGGCGGACCCCCUGAGGAGGACGCUGUCCCGGCUCCGGGGGAGGCGAGGGCCCCGCGCCGCCGGCGGGCUCGGGCUCCGGGCGGCCGCCGCAGCCACCGUGGCGGCCUCCUCCGCCGCGCACGGGGACGCGGGGGGCGCCCCGGCCGGCCCCCAGCGCGAGCGCGCCCGCCGAGCCCCGCGGAGCCCGGAGCCGCUCCCGCCGUCGCCGCUGGCACGGGGCGCGGGGCGGCGCCCGGAGGAGCCUGCGGGGGCGCUCGGGGGGCCGAGGCCGCGCGGCGGGAAGGAGGAGGCCGCCCCCCGGGGCCGCGCGCUCGCUCGCGCCCUGGUGCUCGCCGCGCCGGACUCGGAGGGCAGCGCGGAGGAGGAGGAGGAGGAGGACGAGGACGCCGCCGACUACUACGAGAACCUGCCCGGCGGCGGCGGCGCCCGGCCCGCGCCGGAGCCCCAGGGGGCGGAGCGGGGGCCCCCGCCUCCCCCGGCGGCGGCGGCGGGCUCCUCCCCGGGGGCGGGGGGCGGCUGCCUGGAGACGGGCAGGCUGCAGACCCAGUUGCGAGAGGCCUAUCACCUGCUGAUCCAGGCUAUGCACGACCUGCCCCCCGACCCGGGCGCGCGGCGGGGCCGGACGGGUCGCUGCUGCCCUGCGGGAGCCCGGGCUCCGGGCCAGCCGCCCUCCGCCGACGGCGCUGCGGACCGCCGGGCCGGCCCCCGGGACCGGGAGCGGGGGGCCCCGGGCCGCCCUGGGCAGCAGGUGUCCCCGCCCUGGCCGCCUCCGAGGGAGCCUUGGAGAGGAGGCCGGACCCCUCGGAUGCGCCUGCCCUGCAGCAGGAGCCUCGAGAGCCUCCUCCGGGACGGUGCCAAGCCCGCUCCCUUCCAGCGGUGGCCGAGCGACAGCUGCGUCGGGGGCGCGGCGCGCGGGGACCCCGGGGACCGGGACGAGCCCCCGCCACGUGGAGGCGGGAUGGACGGCUGGAGCGGGGGCCGCGCGCCGGCCGCCCGCGCGGCGUCUCACGGCUUCCCGAGUCCCCGCUCCAAGGACCCCGGCCGCUCCCCGGGGCGCGCUUUCAGGGAUCCUGCGGGCUCCCCGCCUGGGAUAGGCAGCAAAGGGGACGACCCCGAGGGGCUCCCCUUCCUCAAGCCGCCCGCGGUGACCGUCAAGAAGCUGCAGAAGUGGAUGUACAAGGGACGCCUGCUGUCGCUGGGCAUGAAGGGCCGCGCCGAGGGGACACCCCCCAAAGUCCCGGGAGCGCAGGACGCCUCUCCACGUCCAGGAGCUCGGAACAUGCGGGAAAGCCAAGUCCUCUCCGUGUCCCCAGACGAAAGAAUCACGCUGACAGAUUUAUUUGAAAAUGUUUAUGGUUCUACAAUGAAGAGAAGAGAACUUGAUGAUUUGAAGGGUAACAUUGGAUUCAGAGAUCAUAAGCCACUUAACAGUAUCACUGUGUCAAAGAAACGCAAUUGGCUAUAUCAGAGUACUCUGCGACCUUUUACUUUGGAGGAAGAAGAAAGUAAGAAAUACCAACAUAUAAGCCGUUUGCCCAUCUCGCCUGCCUCUCCACGUAAACAUCAGUUAUCACAGCCUUUCCUCAAACCACCUGAGGAAUAUUGCCGGUAUGUGGUGUGUAAUGAUACAGAUGCUUCGUUAUCAAGAAACUGUUCUUUGGACUUCAAUGAGGAAAACGAUGCAGAUGAUGAAGGGGAAAUAUGGUACAACCCCAUUCCUGAGGAGGAUGACGUUGGUAUGUCACAUGCUUUGAGUUUGGGUGAGGCAAACUCUGCUCUUCUGAAGUUUCCUGCCAUCAGUUGGCGAGUAUUAGCCAGGGGCAACCUACGGAAAGCAGAGCCGCACCCUGACGACUUGCUGUGCUCUUCCGAACACACAGGCAGUGUUCAGACCACACAGUCAAAUGCAACGAAGCCUGUAGAUUCUAUCCAUCCCACAGAAUUUGUGCAGCAGCACACGCAAAGGCUUGGACACAAGACACAAGACGGCAUAAUGGUGGACCACAAUCCCGUGUUGAAAUCUCCGUCUGCAGGUCCUGGGAUCCUAGCUGCUACAAAUAAGACUGAAUUGGGCAUUUUAGAAUCAUCUUCUCCAAGCCCUAGCCUUGUGAAAAAAGGCAGUUCGAUUAAUUGGUCUUUCCCGGAUAAAAUCAAAUCUCCACGCACUGUGAGGAAACUUUCCAUGAAAAUGAAAAGGUUGCCAGAACUUAGCCGAAAACUGAGUGCUAGAGGAAACUUGAAUUACAUAAACAGUCCAGAUAAUCCCCCUUCCUUGUCUAAAUGUGACUAUCAGGAAAUUCAUCAUUCUGUUAUUCUGCCUUCUGGGAACACAACCACAGCUGCGAAGAGGAAUGUUAUAAGUCGGUACCAUCUUGAUACCAGUGUGUCUUCCCAGCACAGCUACCAGAAGAAACCCUCUAUGAGUUCUAAGUAUUCCUGCAGAGGCGGUUAUCUCAGUGACGGAGAUUCACCUGAGCUCAUAACUAAAUCUAGCAAACACGGAUCUGAGAACAGAUUUGGGAAGGGAAAGGAAGUCAUUCCCAAUAGCUGUAGCAAGAAUGAAAUCGACAUUGAUGCUUUCAGACAUUACAGCUUUUCUGAUCAACCUAAGUGUUCCCAAUACAUAUCUGGGCUCAUGAGUGUGCAUUUCUAUGGUGCUGAGGAUUUAAAACCACCUCGGAUAGAUUCAAAAGAUGUCUUUUGUGCAAUUCAGGUAGACUCAGUAAACAAAGCAAGAACUGCUUUGCUUACGUGUCGGACGACAUUUUUGGACAUGGAUCACACUUUCAACAUAGAAAUUGAAAAUGCUCAGCAUUUGAAGCUGGUAGUAUUUAGUUGGGAACCCACGCCGAGAAAAAAUCGGGUGUGCUGUCAUGGAACUGUUGUUCUCCCCACCUUAUUCAGAGUGACCAAGACACAUCAAUUGGCUGUCAAACUUGAACCUAGAGGCCUUAUUUAUGUAAAAGUGACUCUUUUGGAACAGUGGGAGAAUUCUCUUCACGGACUAGAUAUAAACCGAGAGCCGGUAAUGUUUGGUGUUGAUAUUCGGAAAGUUGUAGAGAAAGAAAAUACAGGAUUGAUGGUGCCACUCCUGAUACAGAAAUGUAUUACGGAAAUUGUAAAGAGAGGCUGCCAGGUAGUAGGCCUGUACCGAUUAUGUGGUUCGGCAGCAGUCAAGAAAGAACUUCGGGAGGCUUUUGAGAGAGAUAGCAAAGCUGUUGUUCUGUGUGAAAACCAGUACCCAGAUAUAAAUGUAAUAACAGGUGUUCUUAAGGAUUACUUAAGAGAACUUCCUUCUCCACUGAUAACAAAACAGCUUUAUGAGGCUGUAUUAGACACAAUGGCUAAAAAUCCCCUGAAAAUGUCAUCAAACAGUUGUGAGAAUGAUCCAAGUGACUCUAAGUACACAGUGGACCUGUUGGAUUGCCUGCCUGAUGUUGAGAAGGCAACACUAAAGAUGUUGUUGGAUCAUUUGAAAUUGGUGGCUUCUUACCAUGAAGUGAAUAAGAUGACCUGCCAGAACUUGGCUGUGUGCUUUGGACCAGUAUUACUAAGUCAGAGGCAAGAGACUUCCAACCACAACAACAGAGUCUUUACCGAUUCAGAGGAACUUGCAAGUGCUUUGGACUUUAAAAAACACAUUGAAGUUCUUCAUUACUUACUUCAGCUCUGGCCAGUGCAGCGUUUAACUGUCAAAGAAUCGCCAGAACAGAAGUCUUCUCUGAAUUAUUUGAGGAAGAAGAAGGAACGACCUCAGAUGUUAAAUUUGAGUGGUGCUGAUUCAUCAAGAGUACUUCGGCCACGGCAAACCAGAUUAGACAGUCCACUUAGCAAUCGUUAUGCAGGAGACUGGAGCAGCUGUGGAGAAAACUACUUUUUAAAUACAAAAGAAAAUUUAAAUGAUGUGGAUUAUGAUGAUGUCCCUUCAGAAGAUGGAAAAAACUGCAGCAAAAUGUAUGGACCUGAUAUAAUGAUUAAACAGCCAAUUCCCUUGUCCAAAGAGUGCACAUUUCAGACAUAUUUGACAAUGCAGACAAUUGAGUCUACAGUGGAUCGAAAAGUCAAUCUCAAAGAUCUACAAGAAAGUAUUGAUACAUUGAUUGGAAAUCUGGAGCGUGAGCUCAACAAAAACAAGCUUAGUAUGAGUGUUUGA
Messenger RNA from Pipistrellus nathusii (Nathusius's pipistrelle), 4155 nucleotides. The record is from the annotation of a GenBank genome assembly. Lineage: Eukaryota; Metazoa; Chordata; Mammalia; Chiroptera; Vespertilionidae.